AUGUCAUUGUUGUUGAUUGUGAUUCGCAGCUUUGCAGAAAUCGAGGGAAUGGCUGCGUCAAAGAAAGUUAUCACAAGGGAAGAGUGGGAGAAGAAGCUUAACGAUGUGAAAAUUAGGAAAGAAGACAUGAAUAAAUUGGUAAUGAAUUUCCUUGUCACUGAGGGUUAUGUUGAAGCUGCUGAGAAAUUCCGAAAGGAGUCUGGAACCGAACCAGACAUAGAUCUUGCGACAAUCACUGAUCGCAUGGCUGUAAAGAAGGCAGUACAAAGUGGUAAUGUUGAGGAUGCAAUCGAAAAAGUGAAUGACUUAAAUCCUGAGAUACUGGAUACAAACCCCCAACUAUUUUUCCAUCUUCAACAGCAGCGAUUGAUAGAACUAAUCCGAAAUGGAAAAGUAGAGGAAGCUCUAGAGUUUGCUCAGGAGGAACUUGCUCCAAGGGGAGAGGAAAAUCAUAGCUUUUUGGAAGAGUUGGAGAGGACUGUUGCACUGCUUGCCUUUGAAGAUGUCUCUAACUGUCCUGUUGGCGAGCUUCUUGACAUAUCACAGCGUCUAAAAACAGCAAGUGAGGUGAAUGCGGCCAUACUUACUAGCCAGAGCCAUGAAAAAGACCCAAAACUUCCAAGCUUGUUGAAGAUGCUGAUCUGGGCCCAAAACCAGCUGGAUGAGAAAGCUGCAUAUCCUCACAUAAAUGAUAUUUCCAAAGCAACAUUAGAAGAUCCUGCAGUUUGAAUACUCAUGAAGCUUCAAUUUCAAUUUGGAGCUGUUAGGAUCUAGAUGAAGAUAUUGCUGUCAUUGGCAUUUAAAAUUGUGUAUUGGUUCAAUGGGAAAGAUAUUUAUUAACAUUUAUGUCCAUUUUCCCCGAGAUAGCUUUUCCAGAUAUUUUUAUACCAUUGUACAAAGAGUUUCGGUACAGUCAUAAAUUAUUUUCUUCAGUUACAAA
Molecule: messenger RNA, 940 nt
Organism: Lotus japonicus
Lineage: Eukaryota; Viridiplantae; Streptophyta; Magnoliopsida; Fabales; Fabaceae
Product: protein GID8 homolog
Biological process (GO): proteasome-mediated ubiquitin-dependent protein catabolic process
Cellular component (GO): cytoplasm; nucleus
Molecular function (GO): protein binding
Source: RefSeq, a predicted model, not a curated record